Messenger RNA from Elaeis guineensis (African oil palm), 1930 nucleotides. RefSeq names its product UPF0481 protein At3g47200-like. The record is from RefSeq and is a predicted model, not a curated record. Lineage: Eukaryota; Viridiplantae; Streptophyta; Magnoliopsida; Arecales; Arecaceae.
GGAGGAGAAACAAAGAGGAGCGCUAGUUUCUACCAAAAGGGAGUGAACAGUAGAGGUGACGAGGAAGCGCAGAAGAAAGAGAGACACGCAAACCGUUGGUUGUAGCAUGGAAGAAGGAAUACCUAAGCCCCCGCCACCACCUCCACCUCGUAGCUGUACCGAUGAGGCGUGGAUCAAGCAAGUGUGCAGAAAAGUAAAUUCAUCACGCCCCGUAGACCACCCUGGCAACCCAUGCACCAUCUUUAGGGUCCCUGGGCACAUCCGACGGUUGGAUCCCGAAGCCUAUGAACCAAUGGUUACUUGCUUCGGACCUUUUCACUAUGCGUACCCGUAUUCGAGUUAUGUCAUGCAGGACCACAAGUGGCGGUGUGUUGGGCACCUUCUAUCGCGUCAUGGAGGUGAAGAGCUUCAAAAUCGAUUGUUGGGUAAAUGCCUGUCAGAGAUGAAGAAACAGGAUGAUAAGAUCCGGAGUUGCUACUCUGGGGAACUCCCUCCAUCGCUGGAUGCCCAAAACUUGGCAUCGAUGAUGUUGCUUGAUGGCUGUUUCAUCAUUCAUCUCAUGCUAAAAAUGUGGCAGAAGGGGAUGGAAGAUGAGACAACAGAGGAGGAUGAGGGCAAGAAGAAGGGAGAGUGGAAGAUUGAGCUGGGGGAAGAUGGGACGGUUUUAAGUAUGAGGAAGGGGGAUGAACAGCUUGAGAUCCCAUAUGAGGCAGGGCAAUCCACUUUUAAUAUAGUGGUUUAUGAUGUGCUCAAGCUUGAGAACCAAAUUCCUUUCUUCGUCAUCCAAUUGCUAUUCCAUCAUCUCAAAUCACCGAAGGAUGGAGAGGUUAAUCUGGUUGACCUUGCUCUCCACCUCUUCAAGGACAUCCAUCCCCAGAAAUCCAAAUCAUUCCAGAAAGGGCUCCCCGACGACUACCAUCAUCUGCUUCAUCUAUUUUAUUCAUCUCGGACCCCUUCAAUUAAAGAGCGAGCAAAGACACCAGGAUGGAUUCGUCGUGCAAUUGAAUGCAAGGGGAAGCUUCCAAAAAAGGGGCCCAAGUGGAAGGAAUUGGAAGUUGCUCUGCCAUCUACGCCCAAGUGGACUCCUAAUGCAAUGGAGCUCGACAGAGUUGGGGUGAAGUUUAAGAGGAACGAAUGGGCAGACAGUUUCUUGAACAUAAAAUUCAAGCAGAGGGGGCUGAGGAUCGCGCCACUACUAUGCCUCUUGAGGUUGUGUUUAAUGUUUAAAAGCGGAUGGAUGGAGAUACCACCUCUACAAAUCUAUGGCUAUACUAGUCAUCUCUUACGGAACCUCAUGGCUUUCGAACAAUGCUAUCCUAAAACUGAGAUGUACAUCAUGACAUACAUAUCUUUUAUGGAUGGCAUCAUCAAUCAGGCUGAGGACGUGCGAUUGCUCCGCUUGGAAGGCAUACUACAACACAAAUUGAGCAAUGAUAAAGCAGCAGCAGAACUUUUCAAUAAACUAGGCAGUCAGAUACAGUUUGAUUGGAAAAGUAACUACCUUGAAAAAGAGAUUACGGAAGUAAUUUAUAGAGUAGACAAGUUUUAUGAAUUCAAAUGGCACGAAUGGCUUGCUGGGCUGAGGCGAGAUUAUUUUGGCAACCCAUGGACUAUAAUUUCGGUGUUGGCAGCCACUGCUAUUCUCUUGCUGACUGUUGAGCAAGCAAUCUUUUCAACUAUGUCCUACUUUCGCUCUUCAUAGGUGUUUUUGGCCUGCUCUCCUAUGCAAGCAUGGAUCACAGACAGAUCUAAUUGAAGGGUGAGUAGGUAAGAAAGGAUUCCCUCCAAACAUAGAUAGUGGAGAAUUUUUUGUUUAUAUGGGGAGAAUAGAAACUAGAUGGUUAAGUGGGGUUGCGAGGUAGUAUACAUAAAUGCAGUUGGCUAUUGUUGACCUCAUAAAAAAUAAUUUGCUGUGAUGUAUCAUAGUUGG